ACGGGCACUCGGUUCCUGCAGAUUUCUUCCCCAUGGUGUAACCUGCAUAGAAGUACAGUCAGCCCUCCAUAUUUACAGUACCUGGAACCUAUUCCCACCUGCUAAUUGUGACCAUGACUGCGGGGAUUAUGUGCCGAAGAUUUGCAGGGCGAUCUUGCAGGGCGGCGGCAUUUUCAACCACAACUCAGGCUUGGAGGAGGAAGAUAUUCCCCAGGAAGGCAGAAGAAUGCCAGAGCGCCAAAGAGAGAGACAAGGAACCAAAACAUCCUGCUAUGAUCCGACUGUGGAAGCCUCCAGAAUACAGGGUGUCCUUCAAUCCCUCGGCGUAUCCAGGGGUUAAGUGUGUGUACCAUGAAAAUGUCUCUGAGGGUUUGGAGGGUAGAAUGCUUGAGAGUGAUUAUGGCAGAAUUGGUGCCAAACAGGUGCGAAAUACAUACAGCAUUACCUGCUCACGGAGGCUUUCAAGCACAAAGAACACACUGUUGGAUUUGGAAAACAAUAAAGUCCUCUCCCCCCAAGCUUUCUUGAAGCAGCCAACUAGGUUGGUCCCUGUGAAAGAUGAUAGGGAAACUGCCAAUGUAGAGGAUUAUGACACUAAAGAAGAUCCCAGGACAUUCCAGAAACAAAGGCCUGAAUACGGAUCUCUGUGUUACAGCAGAUACGAACUCCCCGAGCCCCUUUCCAUGGAAGAGUGUCAUAAUAUUCUGCAGAAAGUUGCUGUUUUCAAAAGCAGCCUGAAACCUGGAGCCAUUGCUGAUUAUUUUCUCAAACUGAGCUGUUUGCCAGAAGAACAGCGCUCAGCCUUGAUGUCCAACACCAGGUUUGCUAUGCUGUGCCGUUACGGAGUUGAGAACAUCCAAGCGUUUGAUAUUUCUGAGCUUAUUGCGGUUCUGAGGGCUUUUGUGGGCCUAACCAUUCCCCCCACGCACUCCAUGCUGAAUGUGUACGAAACCGAAUGUUGCCGUCGAGCGUGGAGCAUGAAUCUGGACCAGCAGCUGCUGGUGGCUGAUCUGUGGCGAUGUUUGGGGCGGGUUGUCCCACGGUAUUUAGAGAUUGUGCUGAGCUAUGUUAACCUCCAUUGGAAGGACCUCACUCUGCCCCAACUGGUCCAGCUGGCCUACCUCAUUGGUGAAGGGCGCAAAGCCCCUGAAGAGCUGGUAAAGAAACUUGACAUCUUGACGUUGAAAUAUUUGGACUCUCUCAGCCUGGAGGAAGUAGGUGCUGUUUGCUUAGGGUUCUUUAAGUCUCAAAACGGUGUUUCAGAACAGACUAUGAGAAAAAUUGGAGAUAAAGUAUCUGCCCAUAUGGCAGACAUCAGCAAUUAUGCCUUAGUCAAUGUCCUUAAGAUGUUUCGUUACACCCAUGUUGAUCAUGUGGAUUUUCUGAAGCAACUUGAGAACACGAUUCCCCCUCGGAUACCCACUAUAGGCAUUCAGGGCGUUAUGCACAUAACCCUCGCCUGUUCGUCUUUGCAUUAUCUGAAUGAAAAGCUUAUGAAUGCUGUUGCGGCUUCAGUGCCUCCCAGGGCAGCUUAUUGCCGAAGCAAAGACCUUGCCAAAUUGUUAUGGUCGUUUGGAUGCUUGAACUAUGAGCCACCCAAUGCUGAGGAAUUUUAUGCCAGCCUCGAGGAACAGGUGCACGCAAAGUUACACGAGUUUGACAGAUUCCCAGAGCAUUUGCUCACCUGCUUGUUAGCGCUGGCAUUUGCAAAGCGGUUCCCCCACGACUUGAUCGACUAUGCGCUGAGUCCCAAGUUCCUCAAACUAAGCAGCAGUAGUAAAUUUGACCUCCACAGGGACUUUUUCACCCUUGAUGGCACGGUGGAGAUCGAAUGCCCUGGUUACACGGGGCACCGCCUUCCCUCGCAGUUUAGGCAGGAGGCAGCAGAGAUGUUAUGGACCCUUGCGCAGAAGGAGAUCUCCAUGAAAGAAGAAGUGACUGAAGCCCUCUCUUUGCUGCAGGAUAUGUUGGGUGGGCCCCAGUAUAUCAAGCACCACAUGAUCCUGCCUCACACACGAUCAACUGAUUUCGAGAUUCAUUUAGACUGUGACCGGAAACCAUUGCCAUUUAACUCAGAAGCUCCUUCUACAGUAAAAUUAGAACUAAAAGAGAAUGGGGUGGUGCUUACAGAUGAUUUAAUGUCUCAGCUUGUGAAGGGGAAGCCUACAAGCCAGUCCAUUGUGAUUGAUACUGAAGACAAGACGGAUGUGUGCCUCCAGGAAAGGCCAGCAUUGCAGGAGCAGUCUCUCUCCACCUGGGAUCACUUUUCAUUUACUGAUGGAGUUCCCCUUACUGGGGCCAUCUUGGAUGCUGUGACCCAACCCAAGACACCUUCUGAGAGUCCUCUUCCUCCUCUAAACAAGGAGCAAAACGGAGGCAUGAAACUAGCUCUUCAGGUGUCACAUAGGAACCAAUACUGCUAUGGCUCCAAACACCUACUAGGGCUUCAUAGCUUGAAGAGGAGGCAACUCAGUCGAAUUGGAUAUGUCAUGAUAGAAAUACCUUUCUGGGAAUGGUUUCCAUUACUCCGUCGCAGCCGUUCUGAAAAACUGAGCUAUUUGCACUAUAAAGUGUUUGGAUCUAUGGUUUGAGAGAAAAACCAAUAUCACACAGAAUCAGAAUAUUAGGAAGCGGACAUGUUGGUGUCUUUAGUUUGAGCCAAGCUGACGCAAUCAGUUGUCUUUCCACUGGCACAUAACUGACUUUUCGAAACUGCUAAAGAACUGUGAUCUCUCCGCAGUGCCAAUUUGUCAGUAUUCUUGGAAUGGAUAAUGCUCAUAUCCAGCAUGUUCCCUUCUUAUAAAUGGAUUUGACAGUGACUCUUCUGUAAAUAAAAUACUUUAUGUUA
This is a messenger RNA of Anolis sagrei ordinatus, 2848 nucleotides long. RefSeq names its product FAST kinase domains 5 (gene FASTKD5). Lineage: Eukaryota; Metazoa; Chordata; Lepidosauria; Squamata; Anolidae. Gene Ontology annotation, biological process: mitochondrial RNA processing; regulation of mitochondrial mRNA stability. The record is from RefSeq and is a predicted model, not a curated record. Gene Ontology annotation, molecular function: RNA binding. Gene Ontology annotation, cellular component: mitochondrial matrix; ribonucleoprotein granule.